ACCACAAAGCAGUACUAGGCCACUCAAGGCAUGCAUGCAUUUCGGUUUUAAUUCAACAUUCAUGGAGUACUUGCACUGAACCAUUGAGGAUCAACAUUUGAUCAUCAUCUCCAAUUAAUGGCGGCCUUGCGACUUCUAUCCCUCUUGAUCAUGCUCCCUCUGUUUCUUGCAAUUUCCGCCCACUCACAAUUUUUCUACCCCCACCCUUCAUCCGGAGGAGGACCGGGCCUGCAGGUUCAUAGAAAGUUGAGGGAGCCAAAGCUUCCUGCAGGAAUCCCAAUCCCAAACACUUCAGCAGGAAAACCAUCCAGUACUACUCAUGAUCACUUCAAAUCUCCUGAUCAGGUAGAUAAGAAUCAGGAAAAUCCUGCUUCCCCCGAGACAGCUUUCAAAGGGUUGUGGGAGCUGUUUUCCAACGACUCAGGCGCCAACGCCAUGCACAUAAAUAUACUUCCGAACAGUAAGGUUAUAAUGUACGAUGCCAUUGCAUUCCACAUGUCAACGAUUAAAUUGCCAAACGGUGAAUGCAUUCCCUUCAAGGACGAAAGAAGUGGCUUUGAGUUACAAGACUGCUGGGCACAUGCAGUUGAGUUUGAUAUUGACACAGCAAAAAUAAGACCACUCAAGGUUGAGUGGGAUCUAUGGUGCUCAUCAGGAGGGCUUGCAGCCGAUGGUACCUUGGUUGGGACUGGUGGUUGGUUAAAUGGAUCAAGAACUGUUAGAUACAUGCGCCCCUGCCUCGACUGUGAUUGGAAAGAAUACCAAACUGCACUGGCAGAUCUAAGAUGGUACGCAACACAAGCAACCCUGGCCAAUGGCGGUUUCAUUCUUGUAGGAGGCCGAAGGUCAUUCAGCUACGAGUACGUUCCGCGGGAAGGAGAUUCCAAUAGCAAAGCCAUCAAUUUUCCUUUUCUCAACGAAACCACUGAUUUGGACGAGAACAAUCUCUACCCUUUCGUCCACCUUUCCACCGAUGGAAAUGUCUUCAUAUUCGCCAACCAUCGCUCGGUUCUCCUCAACACACAGACCAACACGAUUGUUCGCGAGCUCCCCGUCUUGGAUGGCGGCUCCCGCAACUACCCGGCGUCUGGAAUGUCCGCUCUCCUCCCUAUAAAACUCCAUCAUGUGCAAAACCCUGAGCUCAUCCCGGUCGAGGUUAUCGUUUGUGGUGGUGCGAAGCCCGAGGCCUAUGGUUUGGCCCAAAAGGGAAACUUCACGCAAGCCCUUCAAGACUGUAACAGGCUUCAGAUCACAAACCCUGAUGCCAAGUGGAUUAAAGAAACCAUGCCUUCAAGUCGUGUCAUGGGCGACAUGCUGAUUCUACCCAACGGAGACCUUCUGAUUCUCAAUGGCGCAAAGAUUGGUACGGCGGCUUGGUACUCCGCAGACGAUCCGAACUUUACUCCAGUACUUUACAGUCCCGACAAGCCGCAAGACCAAAGAUUUAUGGAGCUUGCGCCCGCUACAAUUCCCCGAAUGUACCAUUCAGCCUCGUCUCUGCUUCCUGAUGGGAAAGUUUUAGUAGGAGGUAGCAAUCCCAAUGCGGGUUAUAAUUUCACAGCCAAGUACCCAACCGAGAUGAGGAUAGAGAAGUUCUCGCCGCCAUACUUGGACCCCGCAUUGGCUAUAAAGAGGCCGGAGAUCUUGGUCGAGUCCUCGGAAGCAUCUUUGUUGUAUGGAAAAAUGUUCUCGGUGCAGUUUAAGAGUAAUGAAGCGCUGGUGACUAAGGAAGACAUCAUGGUGACCAUGUAUGCACCGCCAUUUACAACGCACGGCUUUUCCAUGAAUCAAAGACUGAUUGAGCUGGUCCACGUUGAUGUGGUCAAGGUUUCUGGUGGUAGCCACCAAGUUAACGUGACAGCGCCACCUACAGGGAUGGUUGCUCCUCCGGGGUUCUACCUACUCUUUGUGGUCCAUCGUGGGUUGCCGAGCAAGGGAAUGUGGGUGCAAAUCAAGUAGACCCUCUGAUUCGAAGACCUUUUCCUUCUGCAUAUAUAUAUGGUAGAACAUCGUCGUGUACAUUCCAAGUCGUGCAAUGCGGGUCCUAAUGAACAAGCUUCCGUUGUGAUGCUCUUCGAGAUUUAUAGGGAAUAGGUGAAAUUUUAUGAUGGUUACAGCUUUUGAUGAUGUUUAGGCUUACAUCACGAAGGUUGAAUAUCAAAGAUGUGUUUAAUUCAUAGUUUUGUCGCAAUUACUCUGUUCUUGCUCGUCAUUGAGAUUGUAUAUUUAGUCCUUUGUUUUAAAGGAGUAAGUUACUUUUGAACCUAAGAUCAAUUAGAAUAGUUAACUUAGUAGAACUUGUAAUUUCAAUUUCCCUUUUAAGGGGAAUAGGUUAUUGUGUCUUCUUGGAUAAAGAUGUAAGAGCAUUCACAUUGGUCUAUGCAUAUGCA
Carya illinoinensis is the source of this 2390-nucleotide messenger RNA. RefSeq names its product aldehyde oxidase GLOX1-like. The record is from RefSeq and is a predicted model, not a curated record. The transcript is spliced from 3 exons. Bases 118 to 1959 code for a protein of 613 amino acids. NCBI's taxonomy places the organism in Eukaryota, Viridiplantae, Streptophyta, Magnoliopsida, Fagales, Juglandaceae.